CACCAACAAACCGGGAACUCUGCUUGUUCCAAACGACGCUGAUGUUGUUGUCCAAAAGCAAAAGGAAAAGACCGCUUCCUCAAAAAUAUUUUUGGAGCUCCCAUGGUUUUAACACAUGCCGCACCCCUCCACCAGAGCUGAGCUCUAACCAAUCACCUCUCUCUCUGAUAGGAACCCUCCACGCUUAUCUAAAGAACCAACUCUUGGCAUGACGAAGUGUUGGAACCCGCAAGCCAGCAGCCGCAUCGGUUUUUUUGUUUGCCAGAAACCAACAUCCAUGCAAGCCUCUUGAACCCUCCUCUUUUGACAUUCCCAUAUCGCGAUACCAUCAACCGACCCCUUCUCCUUCUUAACCCCAUCACAACCAACCCCCAAAUACCACCCAAAAUGUUCGGAUUCGGCCAACCCAAGCUCUCCUCCGAGGAGAAGAUCGCCGCCGUCGAGAACGAGAUCAAGGUCAUGACCGAGAUGCAGACCCGCAUGGCCAAGAUCUGCUCCCAAAAAUGCCUCGACUCUACAUACCGGGAAGGCGAGCUCUCCAAGGGCGAGGCCUCGUGCCUCGACCGGUGCAGUGCCAAGUUCUUCGAGGCGCACACCACCAUCUCGGAGCAACUCCAAAAGGAGCAGGCCGCCAAGGGUGGCAUGAUGGGGCGGUAAAUAGUAGGAGAAGGAAAAGGGAGCUUGUAAGAGUAUGGAGGUCGUCGACAGCAUAAAAAUAUUUGGCGAGGGGGAUUAGAGCUUAUGGGAAUGGGAUACCACUUAUGAAUGCCGUUUCAAUGGGGAGAGCAGGAUUCUCGUAAACGUGGGAGUGUACAUUAUGACCGAAUGGAUGGAUUACUAGGGGUUGGUUGGGUCCGGCGUGUCCAGAUUAUAGAGGGGU
Podospora pseudopauciseta is the source of this 880-nucleotide messenger RNA. It is a transcript of the gene TIM10, whose product is annotated as protein transporter tim10. Bases 388 to 657 code for a protein of 89 amino acids. Gene Ontology annotation, biological process: protein insertion into mitochondrial inner membrane. The record is from RefSeq and is a predicted model, not a curated record. The transcript is spliced from 2 exons. NCBI's taxonomy places the organism in Eukaryota, Fungi, Ascomycota, Sordariomycetes, Sordariales, Podosporaceae. Gene Ontology annotation, cellular component: mitochondrial inner membrane.